CAUUUGCAUUCAAGGAUGUUAGUAUCAAACCAAGAGUAGCUCUUCGACGAAUCCGUAUGCUAACGGGUAAAGUUUCGGCGAUUCCGUCCACUAACAGGUAUUUUUGCGGCCGAUUCCGUGACCUAACGGAAUACCCAUAGGCUUAGCAAGAGCCCUGUGGGGGAGGACUCCAGGGGAACAGUAUCAGCGUGGGGUCGGUGAAUGGGGAGGAAGUCAGAUGGUCUCCAGCAAAGAUUAGGACUAAGGGACCUGAGAGCACACACUUUUCAGCCACGAGCGAGGAAGCUGAAGAGUAAUUAUGUCUGACAUCCUCGUGAUGUGCUUUCGCGGUCUGUAAUUCGUGCUAGUCUUAUUAUGCUGCGACGACUCAGUGAACCCAACUGGGUUAGGUCAGAUCACUUCCUCGAAAGUCAUUGCCUCUUGCUGAAUACCGUUUAGCACCGCGAGCUUUGCUUGCGAAGGUCCGGUUGGACGAGCGAGCGAAGAAAAAACUCAAUCCGUCUAGUUUCGAGUUCGUUCGCGUCAGCACUUGCAUCCCUAAGUCAUGCGCAUGACUCCAGCGAUUUCGGUUAGAUGCUGACUCUGCAGGAACGGUAUUUCGACGAAAUGCUAAUUACCACGAAGAUUGUUCGGAAACGGCCGACGUCGCACAUUAGCAGGUCUGUUCGAACUAUGUAGGGGAAGCGAAAGCCAACGUAUUCGGGCACGAAUCUAGAACGGACAGCUAAGGGGAACCGCAUACGUUGCGGUAGCAAGUCUGUGAGUCGAAGUCCAACUGACAACGUUAUUUCCGUUUCGCGAGAAGCAGCGUGCAGCAGCCCGCCGAUUCAAAGCCAGUUGCCUUGAUAUGAUUCGACGACAUAUAGCCGCUCGUCGGAAAUCGAGCGGCGUAGCAGUCGGGUCGUAGCACUCCAGCCCCAGCCCGAGUCCGGUCAGGAACUAGAAGCAUCCAUCCAGGGUCGUCUCGUCAACGACACGGCCUGGCGUCAUGCAGCGUGGUGUGGCGCGUAAGGAGUCCGGGCUCCGCCGGUUCCUGAGCAUGCUGGGGCCUGUGCAGGUGGAGCCGCAGCCGUCCAACGCGGUUGCUCCGCCGCCCCCGCCAGAGCUUCCUGGGGCGAUCAAGUUGGGGUUCCUGGCGGAGCUGUCAGGGUCCCGCCGCUAUGCCAACAAUGACCUCGUGCCCAACUCAGGGGGUGCCUCCGGUGCUGCUGGCUACCCGUCGGGAGGCUCGGCAGGAGCACCAGAUGCAGACGACGGGGAUCUCUUCGGGAAUCAAGGGCUCGAUUUAGACGUGGAGAAGAUCCUAGGGCCCGCAGCAGAGCUUUCCAACUCCCUGGGCUUGCCGGCGCUGACUAGGCGGGCGGCUCAAGGCGGAGGGGGGUCUGUGGAUUAUGGGCAGGAGUUGGAGGAUGAUGCACAGUCGUCGUUAUCGAUGAACCGCGCGGAAGAUGCUGCUGCUGGGUCGUACGUGGGGUCGCACUUGCUCGAAGGGCUGGCUCCGUUGGGCAGCAACUGGGAGGAGGUGGAUGAGGAGGACAAGCUGAGGAGGAAGAAGAAGAAAAAGCAAAAGAAGAAGAAAAAGGAGAAGGAGAAGAAGAAACAGCAACAGCUACAGCAACAGCAAGAACAGCAACACGCACGGCCGCCAUGGCAGGAGGGGCAGCAGCAGCCCCAGCAGCCGCAGCAGCGACCUCAGCUGCAGCGGCAGUUACACAUGAGGCUGCAGGUGCCGCCAGACGAUCCAAUCCCGCCGCCGCCGCAGCUGCAGCAGCAGUGGUUGAAGCAGUCCCCUUCUGGGGAUUCCCUAGGGGGGGGCAGCAUGGAUGAUGGCUUCGGAGAUAGCAGGGGUGGGCGAGCAGGCAGCAGGGCAAGCAGAGGGUCUGACGGCGGGAGCACGCCCAGGAGCCACGAGCUCAUCGGGCAAGACUCUCAGACGCUAGUCUCCCCAGCGAGAGCAGCUGUGGGGGCCGUUGCUGCUGCUUAUUCCCGCCACAGGAGACCCGGGGGGCAUUUGAGUGGCCCGAGGGACGUGGGCGCCACAGCGGCAGGUGCGAGCAGCCCAGGAGAAGGGAACAAUGUGGAGGCGUCAGUUGUGGGUAUGAUGGAAGGGCAGUAUGGUCGGGAGAAGGGCGGUGCUGAAACUCCCAGGCAGCGGAGUGGGGCAGAAGGCGGCUUUGCGGUUCAAAGAACUGGUAGUGGUGUCGAUGUUGCUGAUACGGCACCUGCUGCUGCUCACCGCCCUGCUACUUCUCCUGGCGUUAUGAACGCCAUUGCUGAAGGGGUUCCCGUGCUGGGGGUGAACAGUGGUGCCACUGCUCAGUUGGGGUACUCUGUCGACUCGGCUGCUGCCAUAGCUGGCGUCAGGACAUCAGGUGCAGUUGCAGGAGAGGAGUCGAAAGGCCCUCCGAGGCUGAUGAGAUCGCGAGUGGUUCGCCAGUCGUCCUCCGUUGCGUCCAUAUCCUUUGAUGAGAUCGCAGAGGAGGCUGUGCUGCAUGCACAGCGCGAGCAGCAGCAGGAGCAGGAGCAGCGGCAGCAGCAGCAGCAGCAGCAGCAGCAGCAGGUGCAGGUGCAGGUGCAGGUGCAGCAGCAGCAGGUGCAGGUGCAGCAGCAGAAGGAAGGGGCAUUGAUGGGGUCGCCGACGCUUGGCAUGAUCAUGGCCGAGAAUGACCCUCUGAAGAUAAGGGACGGGCCACUGGACGGAGGGGUCAGUCCGGUGCCUGUCAAGUCGUCCUUCUCACGCGGAUUAGGGUCCCGGUGGGACGAAGUAUCGGAUCUUGGGACAGUGCGGGGCAAGCUGGAGCUAGAAGUGCGGCCAGGGCCCAGAGAGGCAGUGGGGGAGGACUCUGUUGUGGGCUUGAGGGAGGGUGCUGAGGGCGCUGUGGAGGGGUUCGGGCUUGGAAUGGGUCGGAGGGAGAGUGAGAAGGAAGGGGAGCGAGGGUCGUCGGCAGCGGGGAGUGUCGCUGGAGGGCAGGACGUGGGUGGCGGGUUACGGGAGCAUGAGAGGCAGAGGGAGAAGAUGAGAGAGCUUGUGAGGGAGAGAGCCAAGGCCCGUAUUGAGAAGAAGGAGAAGGAACGGACACAGAGGGAGGGGGGAAGGGAGAGGGGAGAGUCUGAGGAUGAACGGAAGCAGAAGGAGAGGGAGGCCCGGAAGGAGAAAGCGCAGGAGCGGGUGAGGGAAAGGAUGAGGGUGCGAGGGUUUGAUAGCGGUGCAAGCGACGCAGAUGGGGCUUCCAGCAUAGCCGGCAGCAGCAGAGCAGGGGGGUCAGCAUCAGCAGCGGGAGCGGGGGGGGCAGGCGCAUUGCCACUGCCCCCAGGGAUGUCAGAGCGGCCAGGGUCAGGAAAGGACAUGCUUGCUCCCCCGCUGCCGAAGCUGUUCUCCGCCCCCACAGGGGCUGCGGUGUUAGAGAGAAGGGGUGUGGCGGGUGGAGGCGCGGAGGAGGGUGUUCUGCCCCCACCCCCCUCGCACAUGGGCAGGCUAAGGCGGGGGCAGAGCGGGGAGUUCUCUGCUGGGGCUACUGUGGGCACUGGUGGUGCUGCUGGUGGCAGUUUUGAGUCCGCAGGUGCAGGGAGUGCGAGGCCUAGACGCGGAAUACUUAGUCUGGUGCAGAAGCCAGGGGAGGAUGAUAAUUCGUCUGUCUCAGCCAGGGAGAGAGUCAGGGAGAGGGAGAGGGAGCGAGAGAGGGAGCGAGAAAGGGAGAGGUUGGAGCGAGGUGAAGCAAGGAAGGAUAUGGGGAGAGGGGAGGGUGAGACAGUGCAAGGGCGGGGAGGAGUGGUGUGGGGUUUGCCGGCAGACGGAGAUCCCAGCACCAUGGCAGCAGCUGCUGCCGCCGCGGCUGCAGCAAGGGGUCUGAGCAGCGCUGAUGCUAGUAUGGGCGAGAGGGAGCGAGACGGCAUGCUCUCUUCCCCCGGCUCCAGCAGUCGAGGGGGGAGGGGCAGUGCGAGGGAGAACAGCGCAGGAGGGAGGGAACAUGGGGCAGGGCCAGGCAGUAUGGACGGGUCAGAAGGAUCACGAGCAGGGGCGCCCCCUGGCCCAGGCAUGGUCACAGGGAUUCCAGGACAGAUGCAUGGGCAAGGGUAUGCACAACAACCGUACAGGGCAGUCCCAGGGGUCAUUCCAGGGCAAGUUGCUGGGUAUGUGCCGGGGCAGAGACGCGACGAGCAGGGCAUGGGCAACGAUGGGAGCACAGGAGUUGGGGAGCGGUGGUGGGGUGUUCGGGAGGGCAGGUACGGAAGGGAUGGUGGCGCGAUGGGGGGGAGUGGGAUUGGGCCUGGCAGCAGCAGCGGCUCAGGGUAUGCAGCAGCGUAUCCCAUAGCUAGGCAAGGGUCAGGAGGCGUUGCGAGUGGGGCGGGAGGAGGAGCGAUGAACCCUAUCACCCGGCAGGGCUCAUCAGGGGCUCUGAACGCGCCUGGAGGGGCCAUGGGGGGUAGCUACUAUGACCUCGUGCAGCAGCAGAGGGCCAAUACGGCAGCACUGGCGGGCGCAGGGCAGUAUGAGGCCGUGGGCCUGGGUAACUCUGCUGCUGGUGCAGACAGAUAUGGUGCUGGGGACUCUAUUGGUGGUGGUGGUGCUGGUGGUGCAGGUGGGGUGGGAACAGUGCCAGGGGUAGGAGGGCGGUAUGGGGGAGUGGCAGCAGGAAUGGGUGCAGGGUACGGUGUAGCAGGUCAGGGCAACUACUCCGGGUACAGGCCUGGCUUGGGCAUGCCUGGAGCAGCAGGACGAACAGGAGUCGGUGGGGUGGGAGGGUUUGGUGGUGGCACGUAUGGCUAUGGUAUGCGCAUGGAGAUGGAGCACAGGGUGCAGGUGGUGGCCAAGGUGGCGGACUGGCUCGUCAGUGCCGACAUGGACGCCCCGCCGCCCAGCCACGUGUCGCUGGGUACCCGCGACUCAGAGUACGGGGUGAGCGCAGAGCUCGAGGACGAGUCCCUCGCGGGCUCCAUAGGCGAGGGCCUCCGCCGCCCCAUGUCCCCCAUGCGCGGCCGCGACCCCCCUGUUCGGAUCCCGCUCCCCGCCUUCAAACGCGCAGGCGACGGGCCCGGCGGUGGGGCGGGAGGAGGAGGAGGUGGGGGGGCAGGGUCGGCAGCGGGGCGGUAUGGGUCAGGUGCGGCUGUGCGGCUGCCAAAGAACUACGUGCGGCGGCCGUAUGUGCCGUACUGGCGGCGUGAGGCAGCAGGCAGCAUGCCUGAGGAGGACGAGGAGGACCCGGCGCUGAAGCCCACAGUGGCACGGGGCGUGGUGGGGCAGCCCAACACGUACACGCCCAAUGUCAAGCCCCGCCCCAUGCCCGCUCCGCCCGCAGGACCGGAGGGAGGCGGGGGCAAGGAAGCGAAGCAGGGGGAGAGGCAAGCGUUGGGGCGGGAGGACGUGAGCGGGAGUAUUGAGUCGGGGCGGGUGGGUGAGAUGGUGGAGAAGAUUCUUAGUGGGAAGCUGGGAGACAGUGGGUGCAUGGGGGAAGAGGAGGAGGACACGGAGGAGGGGGAUGAGGCCCACACGGUGGACGUUGGGGUUAGAGUGAGGCGAGCGGGGAGAAGGAAGGUGAAGGGAGCGAGGGAGAUGGAGAAUGGGGGGAUUGAGGAAGGGAUCGAGGGCGAGGGGAGUGAGGGGAGUAGGGAGGAGGAAGGGGAGGAGGAAGGGGAGGAGGAAGCGGAGGGGGUUAAGGGUGAUGGAGGGAGGGGGCUUUUGAGGAGGGGCACUGGCGGCAGCAGCAUCCGAGCAAUCAAGGAGAGGUUGGCUAGGGGAGGUGCAGGGAGGAAGAGAAGGGAGGAAGACUCUGAUGGCAAGAAACCACUCGAUGGCAGCAUACCAGACGAGACAGAAGUAAAGACAGGCAACGCUCCCCCUCCCCCUCCCCCGCCUGGGGGCUUCAAGGGGAAGUUCCCCCCGCCGCCCCCCCUUGGGGGCAAGCGGGGUGGGCGCGCCAUAGUGAACUGGAACCCUGUGAACGUGGGGGAUGACUCCAUCUGGAAGGGCACACUGGACAUCGGGGUGAACAUUGACAUCGGCGAUCUGAAGAAGGAGUUUGAGGGCAAGAAGGUGGAGGCGCCCAAGCCCCUCAGGACUGUGGCGCCCAAGAAGGUCAAGAUUCGCCUGCUGGACGACAAGAAGGGGCGCAACAUGGAGAUUGCUCUGCGCAGCAUCAAGAAGGACCCCAGGGACCUUGUGCGCUGUCUGCUGACGUUGGACGCGGCGGCCCUGGGCGAGUCGACGGAGUCGUUUGUGGAGACGCUGCUCAAGUGCCAGCCGUCAACCGACGAGAACAAGAAGCUCAAGGCGUACCAAGGCGACUUUGAUGAGCUAGGGCCAGCAGAACAGGUGUUCCUGCUGCUGCUGCCGGUGGACCGCCUGGAGGUGAAGCUAAAAGUGCUGCGCUACCGCAUCUUCCUCUCCGAACGAAGCAAGGGACUGCUGGACACUCUUAACUUUGUGAUCUCGGUGUCGGAGAAGGUGCAGCAGUCGGCGCUGCUCAAGACUGUGCUGCUCGUCAUUCUGGAGAUUGGCAACAAGCUCAACGAGGGCACCAGCAGAGGUCGAGUGGAGGGGUUUGCAGCCAAGGACUUGAAGCAGGUGGUGCGCACCAAGGGCUUCAUGGCCUACCUCAUCAAGGUGCUGGGCGAGGGGCAGCCGGAGCUGCUGAUGUUCUGGAAGGAGUUCUUCAUAGGCAACCGCAACCUGCUGGAGGAGGCCCGCAAGGUGGAGUUUGGCGCGCUGCAGGAGGCUGUGGCCGAGGUGGAGAAGGAGGCCGAGGCCGCUAAGAGGGAGCUAGUGGCUGUUGACAUGCAGGUGGAGCGCGAGAGGGAGAGGAGGGAGAAGGAGGAGGCGGACAGGAAGACAGAGGAGGAAGGGGAGGGGGAGGAGGAGGAGGGGAGUUGGGAAGGGUUGAGUGAGGAGGAGAGGAGGAAGAAGGAGGAGGAGAAGGCGAAGAGGGCGGAGGAACUGGCUAAGGCUGAUCAGAAGGGGAGGGAGCUAGUGUCAAUGCAUGAGGCUCUGGAGUCGUUUAUAAAGAACGAGGUGGAGCCAGUGCUGGCAGAGCUGCAUGACCUGCGCACCCAAAUGACGGAAACAACAGCCACGCUCUCCCGCUACUUUGGAGGAGAUGCCAAGACAGCUCCAUUCACCAUCAUUGCUGAGGUGCUGAGCGAUUUCAUUGCCAAGUUUCGAACAGACCUGCUGGAUUAUGAGAAGAAGAAGAAGGCCCUGGAGGAGGAGCAGAGGAAGAAGAAGAAAGCACUGGAGGAGGAGCAACGGAAGAAGCAGGCCGAGCUGCUCAAGCAGCAGCAGCAGCAGCAGCAGCAGCAGCAGCAGCAGGCAGAGCUUGCCAGCGAGGUGGCUUCCAGCAGAGAGGGCUUAAUGAGGGCUGUUAGUAGAGGGGACAAGGCAGCGGCUGCUGCGAUAGCAGAGGAAGAGAUGGAGAAGGAGGAAGCAGGUGGUGAGGCAGCAGGUGUGGGUGCGACCCCACUUGCACGAGCAGCUGUGGUGGCUGCAACCAUGGCUGGACGGCGCACUGCCAUGGAGGAUGGCUCAGAGUCAGAUGAUGAUGAGGAUGAUGAUGACACGGUCGUGGUGGCGACACAGCCGCUCCAAGAGCCAGGGAGCGUGGGUUCCAGAGCAUCGACAGCGGCUCUGUUGCGGGCGCAUGUGCAGCAGCGGAGGGCGGUGGCGUUGUCGGAUGGCAGUGAUGAGGAGUCGUCUGAUGAGGAUGUGCCGCAUCGCGCAGCAGCAGCGUCUAUGCCGACGCCCUUGUGACCUGCAAUAAGUACAGUAGUCCUCGUUAUGGAGGAAAUCUGAUCCUACUGCUGUCAUGGCUGCGCAGUGCACUCCCUGGUUGCGUGUGUGCUAGUGUGUUAGGGUACAUGGCGGUAGUCUAGGGGUGGGCGGAGAGAAGGCUCUGUGCACGAAGUCCCAUCAUAUUUGCCCUUGGGGAUGCGAGAGUGAGGGCCACAAUGGCGGGCUUAGGUAAGCUUAGGUGUCAAUCCGUGCUGCACGUUCCAUACAUGUUUUAGUAGGGGUAGGUGUUUGGGGGUAUGAAUAGAUGGAAAGCUCCAGGCAUGUGCUCCAUGCCUUGGUUUUCCCUUGCAUGCGAAUUCCAGCUCGGAGCCAUGAAUGUUCAACUUUAUACAA
Molecule: messenger RNA, 8116 nt
Organism: Closterium sp. NIES-67
Lineage: Eukaryota; Viridiplantae; Streptophyta; Zygnematophyceae; Desmidiales; Closteriaceae
Source: the annotation of a GenBank genome assembly